Molecule: messenger RNA, 1611 nt
Organism: Melanotaenia boesemani (Boeseman's rainbowfish)
Lineage: Eukaryota; Metazoa; Chordata; Actinopteri; Atheriniformes; Melanotaeniidae
Product: N-lysine methyltransferase KMT5A-A-like
Exons: 6
Coding region: 1-687 (228 amino acids)
Molecular function (GO): protein binding
Source: RefSeq, a predicted model, not a curated record
AUGGCAGCAACAAGGCCACAGAGAGCAAAAAGAAAUCCUAAACAUGAUGCUUCUUAUUAUUGCAAGUUAGGUGAAGAUAAGGAAGGAUUUGAUGUGAAGUAUAUUAAUUCAUUUAAAGGUCGGGGUGUGUUCAGCUGCCGGCCCUUUGAAAAAGGAGAUUUCCUCAUUGAGUACAGAGGGGAUUUCAUUACUGAAAAGGAACAACAAAACCGAUUAGCAAUUUACCAUGAUGCACUCAAAGUCUUUUUGUUUGAUUUCCAGUUUAAUGGAAAGCAAUUAUGUGUUGAUGCUGCCAAAGAGGAUGGUUCACUAGGGAGGCUGGUAAACGAUGAUGACAAGAACCCUAACAGCAAGAUGAAAGUGAUAAGAGUGGAUGGAAGACCCCAUCUUUGUUUAUUUGCACUGAAAAAUAUUGCUGUAGGAGAAGAAAUCACAUACAAUUAUGGUGAUUCUGACUGGCCAUGGAGGAAAAAGACGUCCAUCGAGAUGCAGAGCCCAGCUGCUGAUGCGGACGCACGCAGUUCCUUUGCAGACAUUAUACCAAAGAUGUCCAUCGAGAUGCAGAGCCCAGCUGCUGAUGCGGACGCACGCAGUUCCUUUGCAGACAUUAUACCAAAGUUUCUGUCGGAGUUGGUAGGAGAAUACAAAAGCGUCCAUGGUCUUCCACGGAGGUUGCCGCAGUCAUGAAACAUUUUAGCAGACACAUAAAAACAGGAAAACUGGCCACUAUGAUAGAAUGCCAGCAAUGCAUGACAGCUGAAGAUCCUGCUCUGUCUCAUCGCUCUAUUCAAAACAUACAAGACUUCAUAAGGAAUCGGGGCGUGACUUUGAAAAGAAAACAAAAUUCUGAAUAAAACUGGAGGGGUGUAGUAGGGUAAAGGGGUGGGGGGCAGACAACUGGAAUGCUUAAGGAUCUAAAAUCAGUAAUCUCUGUUCUGAUAACUACUGCUACACAAUUUAGAUGUUUCAGCUUGUGGAGGUGGCAAGUACGGGUAGCGUAUUGUUGUCACGGAGGAAAAUACAUUUUCGAGCGCUAUCUCGUUAUAACAUGAUAAUUACAUUGUACAAACAUGAUACUUGUAUUGUACAAACGUGAUAUUAUAUUGUACAAACGUUAUAAUUAUAUUGUACAAUGUAUGACAUUUGUACAAUAUAAUUAUCACGUUAUAACGUGAAAGUGCUUGAAAAUGUAUUUUCCUCUGUCACAGCAAUACGCUUCUGUAGGAAGGGGAGUGACUGACCCAUUAUCAGGGUAGAGUGGUUGUUCAACAGUAUAUGUAAGCAUAUGUUCAACAGUAUAUCGUUUGGUGUGGCUGACUUAAUUUUAAUCUCUCGCAAAAGGAAUCAGUUUUAUUUGUUGGAAAAAAAACAAGUUAAAUAUUUACUCUGUGUUUUGUCAGUUGGUUUAACAGUGGACAUUUCAUUUUGCCAUUAUGUUCACACAUGGGAUUCUGUAGCUCUUAAUCACUGUUUAGCCAUGUCCCAUUUAUCCAUGUUUGGCCCUUUUAAUGCACAAAAAUAACAUGUUUGUGUAUGUAUAUGGCCAUGGUCCUGGUAAAUAAAGUUGGCCCUGACAAUUACUGUUUUUGUAAUGGGCGGAGCUAAGCACCU